Messenger RNA from Magallana angulata, 677 nucleotides. Its product is annotated as myeloid-derived growth factor-like. The record is from RefSeq and is a predicted model, not a curated record. The transcript has 5 exons. Gene Ontology annotation, biological process: positive regulation of endothelial cell proliferation; positive regulation of angiogenesis. The coding region runs from base 57 to 521 and encodes 154 amino acids. Lineage: Eukaryota; Metazoa; Mollusca; Bivalvia; Ostreida; Ostreidae.
UGGCAAACUCCUAUUUGACUUCCGAUCGCGUUGUAAACAGCGGAGUUGCAGAGAAAAUGUGGCGAAUAAUCGUAUUAAUGUCUGUAUCAGCCUAUGUCAUGUGUUUUGAAAUGGACGAAGACCAAAUUCAAGUUGCAAAUUUUGAUGUUAAACCGGGAGGGGCAUUGCUGUCGUUUGAGAAGGAGUGGGAUGGAGUCACCUGUAAGUUUUCAUACCAGUGCCAAGGAGGGACCAAUGAGGAGUGGACCAUGGGAAUGGUGCGGAGUCAGGACGGCCGGGACUUCAGCUGUUCUGUGGAACGCCCCAGUGGACAGUCGUACCUGUUCUUCCAGGCGUUCAAGAUGGAGAUCACGGGAAUUCCCACCGCAGAGGGGGAGGUCUUUGGUCCAGAAAUGACACCACUAAAGCAAGAAGAAUACAAAUUUGACAAAGCCAGCAAUACAAUCACACAGACAGGAAAAUUCCAUUCCCAGUUGGAUAAAGUCGUUCUGUAUGCAAGGAGGGGAAAGUCUGAAUUAUAACCUGCAAUUAAGGGGGCUAACUCAAUUCUAUGUUCUAGGUUUUUUUUUUAAGAUUCAUUAUUAUAGAAUCCAUUGGUUUUAAAGACUUUAUUAUUUUGUGACAUUGUUAAUUAGAUAAAGCAUCAACAUUUUUGUUUAGAGUUAUUACAAUGUAUU